ACAAGCCGGGCGAGGGAAGAGGCGGCGGUGAGAAUAGGCGUCACGGAGAGCGACCCUCGCAUUGCCCCCAUGCCCAGAUUUCAACUUCAGAGACCGGCCUGACCUUUGACCUGCGUUGACCUGUGACCCCUCUUUCCUUGGGGGAAGUUUCAUCCAUGGACCCUCCUAAUGCUAAAGGCCUCUCAGGCCCCUGUUAAGCAGAAGCAUGUCCAGAGCACCCCAGGGGGCUGCAGCAGCACCCUUGCCCCCUCCCCCACCCCCUCCUCCCCCACCGCCUCCUCCCAGGCUAUGUGGGGCUCAGCUCCUCAAGGCUGCGCUGGAGCAAGUGGACCCUGGGGACCAGGACGGUGUUCGGGAGCUCCUGAGGCGCCGGAGGACCAGCUUCAGCAUGCAUUUGAAGUGGCUCCUUUUCAACCACCCCGUGUCUUCCUUAAUCCAAGAAGGUCCCCAAUGUGGCCUGGUGGCCUUGUGGAUGGCUGGGGCGCUGCUCUCUCCCCCCAAGGCUGUUUCCCUGGAGACAAUUGUUCAGGUGGCUUUGGAGAGAGGCUACACAGCCCAGGGGGAAAUGUUCUCAGCUGCCAACAUGUCCAAGCUAGCUGAGGAGGUGUUCCCCUGCCAGGCGGAGCUGCUCUCUGGAGGCCUGGGGGGAGAAAACUACCGAAGGAUUCUUAAUCACCUUAGCCAAGGCUUCCCUGUGUUGAUACCCUACGACGAAGACUCCAACCACGAGCCCUGCCUCCGGAGGGGCUACAAGGCUCACUGGGCCAUUGCCUCGGGAGCUCUGCUGGGUCUGGAGGACAGCAGUGUCCAGCUGGCCGCCUGUCAGGAGGACGAGGAGAUCCGAGGCCUCUUCCAUGCCACCCCAGCCAUGGCCUCAACCCUCUCGCUGGACUCUCCCGCAGCAGAGACCUAUUUGCUCUCCAAGCAGGGCAAGAGCGGCCGCUACCAGCUCUGGCACUAUUCCCAGGUGGAGGCCAGCAACGGGCAGUUGACUGACUUCAGCCCCAAGCGGGCAGCGGAUGGAAAGGUCUACAUUGUGCCAGCUGGGGGGGUGCGCGAGGGGCUUUGCGGGAAGGCAGUGCUUCUGCGGCCGGCUGGGCCAGAGUGCUUCCGGCCACGCUGAGCUGGCCAGGAGGAGGAACCGCUUUCCAAAGCUCCAACCGGAACCAAACGGACCAGGAGCCAGAAGACCUUGUGGAUACAGAUGGGACCUUUAGCAACUGCCAUUGGGCACGAUAGCUGUGGAGCCUCUUUGUGCAGGCGCAGUAUACCCCCCUGAGUACCAGCUGCAGGGGUCAGACAUGAGGCGGGCUCAUGCCUUUAUGCCAGGGGUCAGCAAACUUUUUCAGCAGGGGGCCCGCUCCACUGUCCCUCAGACCUUGUGGGGGGCCGGACUAUAUUUUGAAAAAAAAAUAUGAAUGAAUUCCUAUGCCCCACAAAUAACCCAGAGAUGCAUUUUAAAUAAAAGGACACAUUCUACUCAUGUAAAAACAACAGGCAGGCCCCACAAAUAACCCAGAGAUGCAUUAUAAAUAAAAGGAUACAUUCUACUCAUUUAAAAACAUGCUGAUUCCCGGACCAUCCGCGGGCCGGAUUUAGAAGGCGAUUGGGCCGCAUCCGGCCCCCGGGCCUUAGUUAGUUUGGGGAUCCCUGCUUUAUGCCUUAGGAGCGGCGCAGGGGCACCUGGCCUGCCUGGAAACAGAAUUGUGGGACAAAUUCUUUCAUUGCAGGGGGUUGGACUAGAUGACCCUGGAGACCCUUUCCAACUUAAAUUCUGUGAAAUGGCCUUGUCUUGGGUGAGAGACCCCAUCCACCAAUGGGUAGCUCUCCUGUGCCAGCUGAACUGCCUGGGAAAGAAACAGGAACAGGCUGUGUUUUUAUUGCAUUUAUACCCCAGCUUUUUACUUUUUAGGAAUUCAAGGUGGCAUGCAUCGUUUCCUUCCUUCCCAUUUUAUCCUCACAACCACCCGUGAGGUAGGCUGGGCUGAGAGAAGCAGUGACCCUAGGGGCCCCCAGCUUCAUGGCCGAGAGGUUUUUUGAACACUGGCCUCCCAGGUCCGGGCUGACACUCAAACCACUACGCCCCACUGCCCAAACUCCUAUCCAACUGCAAGCACGGAGUUUAUUUCUGCUUCCUGCCCCAGCACAUGAACACCCCAGCAACUCACUCCGACCGUCACCUAAAGCUGGCAAGGCCCUUGGCUUCUGGAGGAGUUGAAAACAAGGAGGCCAUUUCAAUCCCUGGCUGUGGGCCAGGCUGACCAGGUUGCUGCUGUGAGAGCCCAGAGCCCCCCACCCACGAAAGAGGCGGCCCGUUGCAUCUCUGCAUGAGUCCCUGGGGCCACCUGCCCUCCUUGUAGCUGCCACACACAGAACAGCAAGUUGGUCAACUUAGGC
Molecule: messenger RNA, 2397 nt
Organism: Zootoca vivipara (common lizard)
Lineage: Eukaryota; Metazoa; Chordata; Lepidosauria; Squamata; Lacertidae
Gene: ACTMAP
Product: actin maturation protease
Source: RefSeq, a predicted model, not a curated record